AUGAGUAAAUAUGGAAGACAAGCUGUUCCGUUUCGUAUCAUUCUGCCUACUUCAUCACCAUCAUCCGUUGCGAUUUAUCCAAUUGAAGAUGAUGGUCAUAAGCUCUAUGGUGUUAGCUAUGGACUGACUGCAUUUAUUGGUCGAAGAAUAGAUAGCAGUCAGACAACAAAUUCAACCGUUACCAUCAUUUUGAGAAAGUAUUUCGCUGGUCCCAAAGCGAUUCAUCGUCCCAUCUAUCCAGUUGCUGGAUCUAUCAGGAAAACUAUCAAUUUCGCGUGUCAUUCCGGAGAAUUGUGUAUUGCAGCUUCUAUUGAAAAACCGCUAUAUUUUCAUGAUGAACCUCUUUGCAUAUCAAUUGUAUUGGAUAAUUUAUGCAAUUUGCCAGUUAGGAAACUACAGAUAGCAAUUGUUCAAACAGCUGAAAUGUACUUACUAACCAAAGGAACUUUACAUUCAACAGUAGAUGAACACUUCUGCAAGGAAAAGCUUCCUCAUGCUGGCCAACAAGAAUGGAAGUACACAACAACAUUAAGCACAAGUUUAACAGAUAAAAUAUUAAAACAUGGUGUUGCGCUUGAAGGUUACAUAAAACAAGCACGCAAUUGGUUGGCAUCGUCAACAAUACUAAGGUUAUCUGCAGAUUUAGAUGAAUGCUUAGAAAUCAUGCAAAACGUUAACAAAAAAACCGAAGACUCUUCAGAAAUGGCAAUCAAAGCUAAUAAGGAAUUACACGGGAUUGUAAUCUCAUACUGUGUUCGUGUUAGAUGUUGGAUCGGUAUUAGUCGAUGUUCUCUCAACAUUCCAUUUUUGUUAAUGCAACCAGAGAAAGAACCCAGUAAUGAUGAUAAUACAACCUGUAAAAAUUCUCAACCUACUCAAAUUGAUGUAGUCAAAAAUCAGCAACCCAAAAGUUCAACUAUAGAAGAUAAACAAAUUGAAAAACCAGAAGAAAACCAAACAACCGAUGAAAAUCUUAGCUAA
Heterobilharzia americana is the source of this 981-nucleotide messenger RNA. NCBI's taxonomy places the organism in Eukaryota, Metazoa, Platyhelminthes, Trematoda, Strigeidida, Schistosomatidae. The record is from the annotation of a GenBank genome assembly.